This is a messenger RNA of Ceratosolen solmsi marchali, 2355 nucleotides long. RefSeq names its product autophagy related protein 14 (gene Atg14). Lineage: Eukaryota; Metazoa; Arthropoda; Insecta; Hymenoptera; Agaonidae. Bases 764 to 2314 code for a protein of 516 amino acids. The transcript has 9 exons. Gene Ontology annotation, molecular function: phosphatidylinositol 3-kinase regulator activity; protein-membrane adaptor activity. The record is from RefSeq and is a predicted model, not a curated record. Gene Ontology annotation, cellular component: phosphatidylinositol 3-kinase complex, class III; autophagosome; extrinsic component of phagophore assembly site membrane. Gene Ontology annotation, biological process: mitophagy; cellular response to starvation; autophagosome assembly.
CAUCAAUUCCCAUAAUUUCAUUGUUUAUACUUGUAGGAGUCCUACUUUUCUUAAAUCUAUGGUUGUAUGUUAAGGUUAGUUCUUUUAUAAGUUUGUUUGAUUUUUGUCAUUGUGCGACGCAGCGUAUCUCAAAUAUCAGCAGGCUUGUUGGAACGAAAAGUUCAUUAGAAUGAAAUAGUUAUAUUGUCAUUUUGCAGUAAAAAUAUCAUGCCUCUGUAAAUGAAAUGUUACAGUUUAAUAUAAAUUCGAAGCUAAUUUGUCUUUUACAUGAGAUUGUAAAUAUUCGUAUUUUGAAUGGGCGCAUCAUCUGUUGUCAUGCCCGCCAUCUACUUUGUAUAUAUAAUUGCUGAAGUGCAGACAUACAGUAGUACACAUCGAAGCACACAUUCCUCGCCGUCCGCGUGAUAAUUAUUUCAUUGUUAUGUAUCUCUUAUAGCUCAUACGUAUAUAGAGUUGUAAGUGCGCAUAGUGUGCAUCUGCAGCAAUAUGGGCUGCAGUUGUGCGUCGUCACAAGGAAGAUUUUGGGAAUCGAAGCAUCGAUCUGAUUUAAAUUAAUUUCGUAUGGUAAAGUCGUUAAUUAAAGGAAGAUAAGAUAUUUGAAGGAUCUAAUGCAUCUCUCCCCUUUUCAUUUUUCGCUCGUUCGCUUUCUUUUUCCCUCUCGCUUUGUACCCAACUGUUGUUAAUCCCCCUCUCUUUAUUUCAUUGUCUGUCUCUGUCGUACUGUGCGCGUUGAGGAGAAGGUAAAUAACGGAUCAGCUGAUGAAUGACAGCAGACGGAACAGAGCAGUGUACCCAUUAUUUUUUCGGUUUGCUGCUCAUUACUAACAGUUUCGCUUCUACUAUUCCUCUCUUUCUACUUCGAGUAGUCCAUGUAUCUUGGGUUAUGGCGACGAGCAGUUCCGAUGGAUCCUGCACGAUGCCCACGGAUUUCCAACUUUCCUCCGAGUUGGAGGAUGUGAACGAGCGACUCGGUAUUAAUCUCCUCAAGUGUCCAUUAUGCCAUAAUGGACGAAGAAAUUUCUAUUGUAGACAAUGUGUACAAAAUGGGGAAUUCGUCCAUUCGGUUUCAGUUUACACUGAACGAUUUGUCGAUAAGCAACAACGGUUCUUAAGGUUAAACCUUGUACGAAAUCAGCUGGAAGAAAAAUGUACAAAAGCUCUUGAAAAACAUAAACAACGUGAUAAAUUGAUUUGUGAUAUAAAUGCUUGUAAAGAAAGAAUAAGACUACUCCAAAAUCUUGAAAAUGAAACUAGACAAAAUAUAAUUAGAGGGAAUCAACGAUUACAUAUUUUAAAGGAAGUUAAUUCACAAAUUGUUUUAAAAUUACCAAGGCAUGAAGAGCAAGUAGAAAAAUUACGUAGAUGCGUCAUUGAUUUAAAAGUUAGACAUGAAAGGCAGAAAGAAUCCGUAGAAAGAAAAAGGCAACAAUUGAAGAAAGUAAUAAGAAUAGCUGCAAAGCAAUUAAUUCAAUAUAUAUUUCCAUUAAGUCAAGUUGAGCCUACUAAAAGCGAAGAUGAUGGAUCCAUUACGGAUAUGGUUACUUGUGCCCUUGCUGAUGCUUCAGGAACAUCAUACGUACGUGGAAAAUGGAUCAACGAUACAGAGAAUAGUCUAGAAGUACAUCAUCGCAUUGUUGCGCCUACAUUACCUGGGUCUGGAGAUUAUAGUGCUUACUCACUGUGGGUGGCAGAAAAUAAAGACAGCGUACCUGGUGGAAAUAAGGAAAAUGCAAUACACAAUCCUGCAUAUAAUAUUAAUGCAGCCCUUACAUAUGCUACCCAACUUGUCAAUAUUAUUGCUUAUUAUCUUAACGUUCGACUUCCAUAUAAACUUGCAUACAGUGAAUUUUAUGGAAGUGAAAUGUCAGAUCAAAAAUUUGCUAGAAAAGUAGCAAGGCUUAAUAGUAAUAUUUUGCAUCUUUGCUUUACUCAAAAUACUGAUACAUCGGUGUUACAUCCAAUGCAUACUCUAAAGAAUCUUAUGCAUUUACUAAACACUGAAAUUAGUGAUUUAGGAAGAAUCGGCCCCAUCGAAAUAGAUCCCAAUGUGAUUACACAUUUGCACAAUCAAUUAGUUACAGAUUUAGAAAAUAGUGAUGAUUCUGCUUCUGAUGAAGAAGAAGAUGCUUUUAAUUGGGAAUGGGAAGCGGUUCCGAAUGUAGCCUGUCCAGAAAUGGCUGUUCCUAUUCCUGGAGCAAUGGCUAGCCAACAAUCGUCUAGCAUGCAAGUUAAUCAAAGUGUAGCUGGAGGUUUAGUAACAAGUGCAGCGGCCAGUAUUGCUUCUAUAUGGAGAGGUUGGACAACUAAUAAAUAGAAUGAGUUUAGGUUUUUUAUAUUACAAGAUUACUGCAGGCA